Lytechinus pictus (painted urchin) is the source of this 5850-nucleotide messenger RNA. RefSeq names its product leucine-rich repeat protein 1-like. The record is from RefSeq and is a predicted model, not a curated record. Lineage: Eukaryota; Metazoa; Echinodermata; Echinoidea; Temnopleuroida; Toxopneustidae. The coding region runs from base 705 to 1991 and encodes 428 amino acids. Gene Ontology annotation, molecular function: protein binding. The transcript is spliced from 6 exons.
GAGUGGAGCCAGCGGAGUUCAGCGGAACAACCAACAUAACAGAGACCAAAGCUUUUGGUCUAUUUUCAUUCAUGCUUCAAAUUUCACACAAGCUAGGCUAGGGGACAUUGAUGCAGCGCACAGAAAAAUCAAGCCAUAAAUAUUGUGUGAGGUGGAUGCCAGAAAAUCCACUGCCAAACAUGGUUCCUUGUGCAAUUUUAGUAUACUAAUACUAACCUUGCACUAGUGUGAGUGGCUUCAAUUACAACAAGGAGGCCGAGGCAGUUACCAUGGUAACUUGCUCUGCCUCUGCUGUAUCCAAUCACUGAUUUCCAAACACUUGAUAACUUUGAUUAUUUCAAACACAAUUUCAUCUUUAGAUAUUUUUUUCCAAAAACUAAUUGUUGUUUAGCUAGAUUUCUUGGAAAACAAAAUUUUGCACAAUCAUUGUUCGCCAGCCAGAGAACCAUUCUGAUCAUGACAUUGCCAGGUCAGAAGCAGAGAUGCCAAGUUCAACGAUCACCUAGGCGUGAGAAAGGGAUUUUCUGUCUUGCAUGCAUGGUAAUUGGUUGCAUGAGAUCACAGGCGUUGUGUAUUUGGGGGUAGGCUGUGAUACAACCACGAGAGAGAGAGAUUUGAGGGGAUGAGCAAGACUGGAGUCCCUAGGCCUAGUAAUGCGGGAGUCUCCAGCAUGAAACUUAAAAUCAUGAAAAACAAACAAAAACAUGAGGCUUCCCUGCGAUGUUGAGAUUCAAAACAGGAUGCUGCCAUCACAUGGUAUGGUCAAGAGAGGGCGAUCUGUGAGGGCCUCUGUUGUGAUUGGUCGAAGGCCGCUGGCUGGGAACGGCAAAGGUGCAAUCUUCCUUGCAAUUUGCACAGCUAAAGACCGUGAUGGAGCAAAGUAUUGUUUGAAAGGGAAUGUGGUCAAGAUCUUUGGGCGCUUUGUUCAAGAAGGCAAAGCCACAAUUCGUAUCCAUGAACCAGCACAGGAUGUGUGUAUCAGUAAGGCUGACCCUCUCCAGCUGAAAGCCUUCCUGACAGCUGUCAAUCUAGCCCACCGAGACCAGGACCUACCCAAUACCCAGCUCUCUAGUCUGAUCCCAGCCAAACAGUCCCAAGUAGAACGGCCCAAGACUAAUGUGGUGAUCCACCAGAGACGGGACUAUCCUAUCAGUACUGGCUUUCCUCAGAAAAUGGAAUCUCUUCAGGUUAAUGAUUGUGGUUUGAAGAAAGUUGACAGCAGGAUUCUGAAGGCGAAGCAUCUGAAAAGAUUAGACCUGAGCCGCAACAGCAUCUGUGAAAUCCCAGAGAAUCUUGAACAGCUUGUAAACCUUUCUGAACUCAACAUCUCGAAUAACCAACUUCAAAGACUACCUAUGGGACUUUGCAAAAGUAAUCACCUGGCAAGAACAUUGCAAUGCCUGAAUGUUUCACAUAAUCAAAUCAGGCAUCUGCCAUGUGAACUAGUGUGCUUAGUGAGACUGGUUAGAUUGGACAUCUCACACAAUAGCCUGGAGAGCUUGCCAGAGAACUUUGGCAAGCUGCACCAUCUGCGCUUCCUGAACGUGAGUGGCAGUGCAAUCACAUUUGUUCCAUCUUCGUUCUCUAAGCUGAGGUUGGAGGAGAUUGAUUUGUCAGGGAGUGACUCAACAUUGUUUACAGCAAAGAGCUCUGUGGAUAUCCCAAACACUUCAGGUACAGUGCCUAAACUGGUAGAGCUAGCAGGAAGAACAACCAUUACAGAAAAGCUACCAUACAAGGAGGGCGACAUUCCAUUGACAUUGUGCUUCUACCUCUCAACGUCCCGUUGGCAUUGGUGUUUCCACGGUACACCCAUUAGCGUUGAAGGUCAGCCCUACGGGACAUUUGCGAUGCCCCUCAAUCUCUCACAUAUAGCGCAUACUGUCACAUCAUCAGACUUCCAGCAUCGGGCUGCACCCAUCCUCAUGAAAGGCUACUUGUGUUCUUACAAUUGCCAAGUCAAGUUUUCAAGAGGUGGAUAUGCGAGGUGAUGAUCAAGUAAACCCAUCAUUUAAAGGUUCAGAACCUUUUUGGAGAACUCAAUAUGAAUAAUGAGAAAGGUCCAUCAAACCGCACACUGCAUGAUCCCUGCCACCCUGGAGAGGGCACUCCUGUAUGUUGUACGCAAAAUUUCUAUAAACUCAGGAUAUGAAAGUGUGCUUAUUUUUGUCGUUUAUCCUUUUUUUCUGGAAAUGCACCAUUUGGGAGCUCCCACAAACACUGCAGUUCUUACUCCCUCUCACUCCCAAGCUUUGUUUUCUUGUUCUCACAUAUGGCAAAGUACUUGUUUGAAAUACUCUUUCUGGCUAAAUGAAAUGUGCUUGUUCUAUACCAAAUGCUACUGCAAAUUUCUGAUAUUGUACAAUAGCAGUGGGUCGAAUGUCUCACCUGCAUAACAGAAGGUGAGACAGAGGCACCACUUUUCCAAUCACGGAUGUUGCCAACAUCAAUAUCUUCACCAGGGUUAACUUAUUUUUAUCACAACUUUGAAAUUAUAAAGACCCUUUUAAUAAUAAUAAUAAUAAAUGUGAUUUCUAAGGUGCCAAAUACAUUUAAAUGCUCAAGGCGCACAGGUGAAGAGAGAGAGAGAAAAAAAAAAACACUAUCAAAUUAUGCAUAUGCAAUGUUGAAGAUAUGACAUAUUGGUUGUCAGGUUUUGGCUUUUGAUAUCAGGGUGGUGUUUCACAAGGAGUUAAGUAUGUCUAAUGGGGCGUUGCAAGUAAUUUGCGAUCAAUUGCAAGUCUAUUUUUGUUCCCUAAAUCAAUCAUAUGUCUUGCAGUUAAUUUGCAAAUUAGUGAUUGAUUGCUAAUCUGCUCCUUGAAACAAGAAGUUUAAUCUGAUUUGCUACAGCUAACUUGAUCUUUCAGUUGUAAAAUUGCAACAGAAUAUUUGCAAUUGAUCGCAAAUAUUCGCAUUGGUCAAAUCAUGCCUGUAGGAUGCGUGUUACUGCAUAUUAAUCAACAAGAUUGCAUGUUACAUUAUCAUGUGCACAUCAUCUGCACUAAGCAUGAUAAGUCAUACUUGACUCUGGAACACACCCCUGGUCACCGGGUCAUGGUCAUAUAUCAGAUCAAUUUCCAAAAUCAAAUUUAAUGAAACUUUUCUGAGAUGGUUAUAGGAUAUUAAAAUGACAUGAAAUGAAUAAACCAGUUACCAAAUAAAGGUUUUUUUUUUUUCUUCUCCAAUUUAAAAAAAUUAUUCAGUUUUUCUUCAUAAGCAAUGAAGCUUGUAUUUAAUGAGUAUCAAGUAUCCGCUAGUAUGUUAGUAAGAUUUCAGGUGAAAACUUUGAUUUCAUCAUUGAGUAAAAACUGUGUCACACAUGGUAGAGGUUUGACAAUCGCAUUUGUAGUGAAACCAAAACUGGGACCAGAACAGCAACUGGAACCCAUCUAAAACCAAACAUUACCAAACUACAUAAAAUCUGAGUAAUAGCAUCUUCAAACUCACAAAAUUCAUAUAUUUGUAAUUCCCUAGAUUGAUUUUGGUAAAUUGUUAUUGUAAAUUUUGGGACUGAAUAAUAAACACGAUCAGUGCCAUAAUGCAUUUCAUGUAACAGAAGGAUUUCUGCCUAAUUAGCAUUUCAAAAUACCCCUGCCAAUCUUAAGACUCAAAGUUAAAAACUUAAUGCCAUUAAACAAUUAUAUUUUUUCACUUAAUUUAAUCAUCUUGAAAAUGGGUCUUGGACACAUGACAUUGAUUAAACUAAAGACUAUAACAUUCUUCAUCAUCUCAAAUUCAAAGGUUUUCUUGUGACAUUGACUUUCUCAAUUACAUGCAAAUUACCGUACAAAGUGAAGAGAAAAUGAAUAUGUCAACUUACAAUUUAACUGGAAUGAAUACAUAAAGGGAAUCAUCAGGAAUGCCUCAUCAUCAGUCCUGGUGAUCUUGAUGCUCUGGCAUGGACUUAAAAUUGUGCUUAAAACUUCAAAUAUCUGUUAGACCCAUAGGUCCUGCCUGUGUGACUUCUGUGCAGAUAGUGAAGUUAUGGUGCUAGUUAAGGCAACCCACCCAACACAAAAUAUGUUCCACCUGUUAAGCAAGGGAGAGUGCAGUGGAGCCUGACUGGUUUAUUCAUUCCCAGAUUCUAAUGUGCAUAACAAUAGGGUAUAGCACUUCAGGGAGGAGGUUGAAUGGUCAUAUCCAUUCUCUUAUUCUUCUUCCAUAAAAUGUGUCGGGUAUGUUAUAAAUGUUUUCAUGUGUUCUCAUGGGAGAAUUACAUGUGAAAAUUUUAUUUUUAUAGUAAGGCCAUUUAAAAGUUUCCAAGGCCAUUCAACGGGACAUCUGCAGCAUUGGCCCUUGGUGGCCUUGUAUUAUCAUUUUUAUUUUUCUUUGUUCAAACAGUGAAUUAAAUCAGAGAAAUUUCAAGUGCUAUGUCACAAAAUCUACACUGCUACUAUACUGAAUAUCAUAAUGCAGGCAACAUUGCCAGGGCAUUCUUGUUCAUAUUUGUGCCCUGUAAAUUAAAUACAGAAUCUUAGAAUGAUUUCUUUAGCUGAUGAUAUGUCUUGGAUCUGUGAUUGAUAUCAAUCAUAGCAUUGAUUGUAUCUUCUUUUCAUAUGACAUUGGAUGAUUGCUGUUAGGAAUGUUAUUAGUAAUAUGUAAGUUGAUGAACAAUAUCUAUAUCAUAGAAAGUAACAACUGAAGCAAUCUUUUUGAAAUUAAGCAGAGUUUUUUUUUUUUUUUUUUUUUUUUGGGGGGGUCCCAUCAUGUUGUAUGCCUAUGCAAUCCAUAUUCAAGUUGAUUCCUAUUGAUGCACUCAGCACAAUGCAAAAUACAGGUUAUAUGUUAUUAUAUCCCUUACUUAAGAUUGUUGUAUUUAGGGUGUACACAAGGAGAAAAAGAAUAGUUUUACUACGAUAAACGUUUGCCAUAAAAUAGUUCAUUUUCCUUGCUGGCGUCACGCAUAGUCCAUUUUUUCCCUAGGGAAAAAGUGAACUAUACGUUUUUUUGACCCCCCCCCCUACCUCGCGAUUCGCGAGCUGUGCGGCGCGAUGCGAGCAGAGCGCUGCUCAGCCAGACGGUACUCUCCACUGCAUGCCACGGGAAACUUUCGGCGAGCUGCACUAACCAGGUGCGCUCGCUGAACAGAAGAUCCAUACAGCAAGACCUAUUAUUUUCUCAACUUCUCAACAAUUGUUCUAUAUCGACUUAUUAAAAAUCGUUUCGCUGUAAAAUGGUAUGAGUGGAAGGGAUAUAAAACAAAUAUACAAUGACCCAUUCUCGGAACAGGCUAAAACUAUUCGCACUCAGGAACAUCACAUAGUACUAUUCUCCCUCGGGCCGAUGGCCCUCGGGAGAAUAGUACUAUGUGAUGUUCUUUCGAUGCGAAUAGUUUUAGCCAGAUCCUCAAGUGUCAUUGUAUAUUUGUAUACUAUUUAAGUAUCCAGAUUUAAAAAAAAAAAUCUUUUUAGAGAAUAUAUUUCAAAUGGCUAAGCUCCACCCCUUUACAAAGAGAUGUCACAUCUCAUUUUCCUCUGGCAUCAUCUUGUCAGAGAUAGUGGUAUAUAGUUUUUCCAGAGCUGAUCACAUUAUGUCUCAAUACAAAAGGUGCAAUGUUAAGGUAUUGUGUAAGAGCAUGGUAUUUUAUUGUUAGCAUGUGCUGAGCUGUGGGAAGUUGCAUACCAUUGCCUUCUGUAAAAUGUACUUGAUUCUGAUGUCACGGGGGAAAUGAUACAUGAUGUAUCUGAGCUCUCUUCUAAGGGGUGGAGCUUAGCAAGUUGAAAAAUAUAUCAAAAUUAUUGAAAAUAUAUGAAACAUUUGGCUCAGACUCAUCUAUAUGUGUAUAUCAGGAUGCUAAAAAUUAUAUUUGUACUUUUAUACUUCAAAAUAAAAACAAGUUUGAAAACAAUU